CCUUACUUCUCUUUCGCGUGCUCUAUCUAGGGUUUGCGUUAGGGUUAGGGCUUCCUCCCGACCCGUCGUCUCCUUCGCCCUCCGCCACCUCCCCUGUACCCGCUCUUGCACCUAGGGUUUAUCGUUUAUCCUUUCCUUGCUCUCUCCCUAUCCUGUUCUUAGGGUUUUAUUCGCCUUGUAUUCGUUAUUAGGGUUAGGAUUUUUUCUAUCAUUUUACCCUUUUCUCCGCUCCGAAGAUGAUGCAACCGGCGGGAGGUAUGGUUCAGCCCCCAAUGGGGAUGGAUCAACAGCACCAUCAGCAGCAGCCGCAGCAGUGGGCGGCGGUGAUGGCGCCGCCGCCUCCGCCGCCGCAGCAGCAGUACUAUCAGGCGCCGUCGGCGGCGGGGGCGCCGCCGCCGCCGAUGUGGAACCAGCAGCCGUCCAUGGUGCCGCCACCGGUGGUGCCCCAGCAGAUGGGGCCGCCGCCUCCGCAGCAGCAGUACCAGGCGUCCGCCGCCGCAGCUGUUGCGGCGCCGCUGCAGCCCGGUUCGGCAGAUGAGAUCCGAACCCUAUGGAUCGGGGACCUGCAAUAUUGGAUGGAUGAGACCUUUCUCUGGGGGUGCUUUGGCCACAGCGGAGAGGUUGUCUCAGUGAAAAUCAUUCGAAAUAGGCAGACUGGGCAGUCGGAGGGAUAUGGUUUUAUUGAGUUUGUCAGUCGUGCUACUGCAGAGCGAGUUCUUCAGACAUAUAAUGGGCAGAUGAUGCCAAACAUUGAGCAAGCUUUCAGGCUGAAUUGGGCUUCAUGUGGAGCAGGUGAAAAGCGUGGAGGAGAUGAUGGCGCAGAUCAUACUAUUUUUGUUGGUGACCUGGCAUCAGAUGUUACGGAUUACUUGUUACAAGAGACAUUCAAGGCCCGCUACUCCUCAGUGAAAGGGGCUAAAGUUAUUACAGAUAGGCUUACUGGGAUUUCCAAGGGCUAUGGCUUUGUUAGGUUCGGAGACCUAAAUGAACAAGCACGUGCUAUGACUGAAAUGAAUGGAGUUUACUGUUCUUCAAGGCCAAUGCGGGUUGGUCCAGCUGCAAACAAAAAGAAUUCGGUUUCUCAAACUGCUUCUUACCAGACUACUCAAGGAACUGAAUCCGAGAAUGAUCCAAAUAAUACAACUAUAUUUGUUGGUGGUCUGGAUUCAAGUGUUACGGACGACCAUCUAAAGCAAGUUUUUAGUUCAUAUGGAGAACUGGUUUAUGUGAAGAUACCUGUAGGCAAGAGAUGUGGGUUUGUGCAAUUUGCCAACAGAUCAUGUGCCGAGGAGGCUCUAAAGAUGCUGAAUGGUAGUCAGCUUGGGGGACAAAACAUACGGCUCUCGUGGGGUCGUACACCUGCAAAUAAGCAGCCUCAACAGGAUCCUAACCAGUGGAAUGGCAGCUAUUAUGGGUAUGCUCAAAGUUAUGAUACAUACAGCUAUGCCCCACCUCAAGAUCCUAACAUGUAUGCUUAUGCUACAUAUCCGGGAUACGGAAAUUAUCAGCAGCAGCCGCAGCAGCAACAUGAUGGUUUGCGAGUCAGGAUGUAGCACGAAGUGCAUAUGGCAGUGGAACUUUGCUGCCUACGCCUUGGAGCGUUAUACGAUUCGUUCAUUUCGGCACGGAGGCUUUGUGAUUUCUGUUGAAGUAGUUUGUUUCUUGUUUAAGAUUAUUAUUAUUAUUUUUUCGGUAUGACUCUCAGUUUGGGCGACUUUUUCUUUAUAGUACUUCUGAAUCUCUGAAGUCUUUCUAUUGUGAUGACUAGAAAGCCGUUCUGAAUCUCUGAAGUCUUUCUUAUUGUGAUGACUAGAAAGCCCCUUUUCAGUCACCUUUUAACUAUAUUUAUAGUUUUUAAUUUUCUUCCUGUUUUGUAACCUAUGGAGCUUCGUUCCUUGAUCUUAAUCUGGUAGUGGUUUUGUGGUGGUUAUAAUGGGGCAGUUCCUUUUUUGGUUUCAA
Ananas comosus (pineapple) is the source of this 1959-nucleotide messenger RNA. Its product is annotated as polyadenylate-binding protein RBP45-like. The record is from RefSeq and is a predicted model, not a curated record. The transcript has 7 exons. NCBI's taxonomy places the organism in Eukaryota, Viridiplantae, Streptophyta, Magnoliopsida, Poales, Bromeliaceae. Gene Ontology annotation, molecular function: mRNA binding. Bases 237 to 1553 code for a protein of 438 amino acids. Gene Ontology annotation, cellular component: cytosol.